Diaporthe amygdali is the source of this 5493-nucleotide messenger RNA. RefSeq lists its product as uncharacterized. The transcript has a single exon. The record is from RefSeq and is a predicted model, not a curated record. NCBI's taxonomy places the organism in Eukaryota, Fungi, Ascomycota, Sordariomycetes, Diaporthales, Diaporthaceae. Gene Ontology annotation, molecular function: protein binding. The coding region runs from base 1 to 5493 and encodes 1830 amino acids.
AUGUCGUCGCAUGCCUGGCUUGACUCCUUGUCGGAGGACUGGCCUUCAGAGCCGAAUUCGCCGACUGACUCCAAACCCCCGACAAGAAACGGCACAACACGAUCCAGCAUCAGGGCCAGCGGGACUAAGAUUCCGCGGCCUACCAGCAGCCCCAGCGCCAACAGAAGGUUGUCGGGGACGCCCAACGGGAACGGUAGCAUCGCUCUCAACGAGCGAAGCCCUAGCGACAUUAACAUUCCCGCACAGCUUUCCAAGCGAACUCCCUCAAAGCUCUCCCAGGAGGUCAGGUCUCAUCUUCAUCGCGGCCGCACCGCAAGCCGAUCUAUUUCAGGCUCUCCAGCAGGAUCAGUCGUUCAUAAUACCGUGCACCGCCAGUCGCUCAGCUCAUCGCCCGAGAAGAAAAAGUUUGAUACCCCAGAAUGGAAACGAAGACUGAUCUACGGCCAACUGGCUUAUGGGGAGCAACGCGACUUGUUCACUUCCGCUGGCACCGGUCUCGAGGGCAUGUUCAAGCCACCGGUCCAGGCAAAGGCCCCUCUCGAACAUCUGGACGAGGACCGCAGUGAUCUACAGAGGAAUAACACAACAUUCCCUUCCAGUCCACCAGAAAUCGCGGGGAACUACUCCAACUACGACGUCUUUUCCGAUCGGUACACAGAACAGGAACUGCCAGAGCACGUUGGGGCGACCCAAUCCAAUGGCCGCUCGGUCCGGUACAAGUUGGCCGAUGAGGGAGGGUCCGACACGAGUGAAUUCAGCGACAUGUCUGUUCGACGAAAGGUGCCACUGGAAGGAGCACAAGCAGACAGUAGCCGGUCCGCAGCACAAUUCCUAGCUCCAGCCACUGCCGGUGGCGGGUCGCGAAAGACCAGCAGUCAAAGUGCGGCUCGCCAUGAGGACUUCAGCCCCAUCUUUAUCGCUAGGCGUGGCGGUGAAGAUGGCAAGAAUGAUUUUUCUGCUCUGGAUCUGUCACCCUCCGUUCUGUACGAGCGUCUUGAGAGGGUACAAAAGGAUCGCAUGCGUGCAAAUGGCUCCGAACAUGACCUCUCGGAAGGCAGAUCCCAAGGAACAGUAGCCACGGGGGGCGUGCAACGGCUCGGCAGCUUUGUCAACCUUCGUAGGGGAGGUCAGUCGGUUGACGACUCCUUUCAGCAUCGUGUGUUGACACCAGCGCUGGGGAACACUUCAGACAUGCUUCCGGAAGAGUCUCUCCAAGCAAGCACCCCGAAACAGUUUCCGAGCCUGCGCGGUCAGAAAUCAGACUCUCGAGGCACGUUGUCUGGGACCCCGCCCGUGCCUGCUGCGCCAUAUCCGAGCCCGGACAAGAAGCAACUUCGUGCCCAGGGCGGUGGUGGCAGCCCGCUGAAGCUCUUUGGACCGUAUGAUACUUUCACGAACCAAACUCUGCUGAGAAGAAUCAGUCAGUUUGAAGAUCCGAAUACUUCACCUACAUCAGAAAGACCCCCAAACUUGGGCAAGCGAAAUUCGUCGGGAAAUCCGUCAAUAGACGCUACAGAUGCGGAUUUCAGAGCACACUCGAAUUUGGAUAGUCCAGAGCAGAAUUCGGGCCCUCAACAAAGGCAAUCUAGGUCGGUCAGCCAAUUCGGGGCAGGAGAGCUCGAUGGAUUCGAAUUUGACGAGGAUUUUUCACGUCUUUCCAUGGAGUCUGACGACGAGUCUGUUCUGCAUCGGUCGGUCGCGUUCAAUGCUACAGCGAACUCUUCGCCUUCGGGAGGUGGUAACAUUUCCAUUUCAAAACGGCGUCAAAAACCAGACAACAUCUCUGCGCUACACUUCAGGACUCUCUCGGGAGCUGCUUCACGAGCUGCGUCGGCAGCUGUGCUCGCAGCCACCCCGAAACACCAGAUCCAAGAUCAUGAGUACAAGAGGCCUCGAACAUCACCAACCAAAGACCCGACACCGAAGCGCAGGAGAACUUUACACGAGUCUGACAUCUCAUUCGGCGCUUCUGGGGAUGACGGUAUGCUAGAAUCAACUCAAACGUCCCACCAGCACAUGCAAGUGGUCAUUGGGAGGAAGCGUAAGGACGCUCGCGCUGGCGAAAUGCAACAAACAGCUAAUGCCGAAGUUUUAGCUUCUCGAAAGGUCCACCGCCUUCGAAGUCCCACUCCAAGUCAGAGGUCGUCAGUUCAAAAGGAACAACACCCGUACGACCAGUCUCAGGGAUCUGGGCAUGAAGGCGCGAAGCGCGCACGAAAGGCCCCUCACAAAGCUCAGCACCAACCCAGCUUUCCGGUCGGUGGUGGCAGGAAGCCUUCGAUCAGAACAGAAGACUUCAUCAAUGAAGCACACCGCAUUAUGGCAGCUAUCAGAGGCAAGAAUGGCACACGGAGCGGUCUUGCAAGCGUUGAAGAAUCGGAAUCGGAAAACAUUAAGCAACCCACCCGGGAGCCUGCUUUGCCAGACUCAUCAUUUCAGGAGUCGACUCGAGAACCAUUUUCAAGACCGCCAAGCCGUGACGGGAAGCCUAUUCCGAGGGCCAUCAACAGGCAAGAAAACCCCGAGCUGGUAGACCAUUUGAAAAAGUACGAGGAGCACAGUGAUAUGGGUGAUAUCAUCGCCUCCUCUCUGCGCUCGCUCGGUGUAUCUAAAGAAGACAUUCAGGCGGUGCAAGCCCUGGAGUACCAUUCCCACAGCUCGAUGUCGGAGGCUUCUGAGAAUAGUGUCUUGCGACAUGAUGAAAUAGUUAGCGACCCACCCAACAUUCGGAUCUCUGAGAACCCUCACCGUUAUGAGAACACUACUUCAGCAGAACAGGCUCAGCAGUUUCGAGAUCGGUUUCCCUCUCACAGCUCCGGCUCCGAAUCUGGUGCUUCCACAGGACAAUCCAUACGAACGGGAUCCUCCAGAGGGUCAGAUACCAGGAGAACGAUCGCACCCCAGAGUGUAUCCCAUCUCAUCCCUGAUCAGGUCGGCAACAUGGUUCUGGACAGACAGCGCAAUGUUUGGGUCAAGAGCAACCAGGUGCAUGCAACACGCACGAAGAGAAGCAAUACUCUCGUCUCCGAGAACAGCGAGGAUGAUCCGUUUGCUGAUAUCCCUGACUUGACCGUGGACGCGACAAGGGAGCUGCAAAAUCUGAGAGAUAAGCAGAGUCGGCAGAAUCAAUCAGGCAUGCAUUUCUUCGGUCCUGAUAAGUUCAUGGGAAGUCCACCCCAGUCAGUCCGUGGACAGUCCCUCAAAUCCAUUCUCGUAAAGGAUUUUGCCGCCAAAACAAGCAAGAAUGGGUCGAUGAGAUCUACGAGUAAACUGAUGAGGAAGUUUGCCGAAGCUGACAACGAGGAUGUCGAGCACGAGAUCACAAUACACGAAGAUCGCCUGGAAGACUCGUCGCCUCGCCGACGAAUGACCAUCAGCUUCUCGUCUCCCAUAGCUUCUAUUAUACAAGAUGUGGUUGGCGGGAGCGGCCAAGAAGAAAGCAACACCAGUAUGUUCGAGCAGUCUGUCACGGACAUGCUCCAGUCAUCCGGGAGGCACGGUCGCCGCACAGUCUCCAUUCAGUCAUUGAAUGGCCACAGCGGGCCGCGACCACGAAGCUCCUCCAGUGCGCCAUCACGCCAUAUGUCGGUCAAAGGCGCAUCAUUUGUACCUCGUCCAGUAUCAGUGAUUGAGGAGGAGAGUGACGAGAAGAGCUUUGUGGAUAGGACAGAAGUUACCAAGGCCGGCGACCAGAGUCUCACGGAAGAGAAACCAUCUCAGCGUCGCCAAGCAAGUCUGAGCAUCAUGUUUAAAACACCUGGUCGCCCCAAAUCAAGUCUCCGACCAGACAAUGCAGAAACGCUCAGCCGCCACAUCGGCAAUUUGUCGCUGAGUCCUAUAUCUGACUUCACUGCACACCAGGAUCGCUCAUUAGCCUUCGAAGUAAGCUACCUACUCGACGAUCAGAAUCUUGUGACGGGCGACGGUUCACGACAGCGUAUGUCGCAGACGGUUCGCCACCUAGUCAGCAAGCUUGCGGAAGUAGAACCGUUCGAGCCAUAUUGGGAGGAUUUGAAGGAAAUGGCACUCCGUGAAAAACAACUGGACAGUCUGCAUAUGCUGGACCGGUUUUGCGGAAGCCUUGUCAAAAUCGAUGUCUCGCGCAACACGAUAAGGGCCCUGGACGGCAUCCCGUCGUCUAUUCGCGAGUUGACCAUAACCCACAACAUGCUUAGUGAGCUAACUGCUUGGGAUCGCUUGGGAAACUUGCAGUACGUGAAUGUCUCGAACAACGACAUCAAGAGUCUCUCAGCUUUCAAUGGUCUGGUUCAUCUGCGCGGCUUAGUUGCAGACAAUUGUGGACUAGCCAACUUGGACGGCAUCAAGUUCCACGACUCGCUCUUGACCUUGAGGGCCAGGGACAACUGCAUUGAGAAACUCAGCUUUGAGGGUACUAAUCUGCAGAGGAUGACCAGUCUUGAUCUGGAGGGCAACAAGAUACGGGAAAUUGAGAGUCUACAUGAACUUUCUUCCUUGACGUAUCUCAAUCUGAAAGGGAAUGAGCUGGUCAAGUUCAGCUCUGUUGAGCCACUCGCGCUGAAGCACCUGAUCAUCAGCGACAACAAACUGAGGAAACUCGAUGUGACUUCGAUGGCUCGACUUCACCUGUUGUAUGCCGAUCGCAACAAGCUCACGACAGUCGAUGGUCUGCCUCGAGUUCCUCAUCUGGACAGUCUAUCGCUUAGGGAGCAGGGCGGAUCAAAGCCUUUCGACUUGUCCUUUUUGAAGACCGCAUAUGAGGUUCGGAAAUUGUUCCUUUCGGGAAAUCAUCUUGGGUUUUUCGAUCCACCACGCGACUUUCUGAACCUGCAGCUCUUGGACCUAGCGAACUGCGGCCUGCAGCGUCUGCCUGACAACCUGGGACAAUUGAUGCCCAACUUGCGUGUGGCCAACCUCAGCUUCAACGGUCUGUCAGACGUCAGCGGCCUCACGAGUAUUCCGCGACUCAAACGCCUGUUGCUUGCAGGCAAUCGGUUGGCCGACACGAAAUCGCUGCUCAGUGUCCUAAGCGAAUUCCCAUGGCUGACCGAGGUCGACCUGCGUGACAAUGCUAUCACACAAGGCUUUUACCCUCCCAUACACAUGGUCCUUCGAGAUGGCGAACUACAAACUACCGACAUUUUCAAGCUCCCCGACGCGGACCUUGAACGUGACGCCAGGUACUGUGGCCGCCUAGACAUGGACACCCGAAUACAACGGCGGAUAUACGAGCGCAAAUGUGUGCGAUACUGUAAGCAAUUGCAGAAGCUGGACGGCCUGCCAGCGAAUAGGAAGGUACGGCAUAUAAGAGAUGUGGUAUGGAAGAACAUGGUCCUGCGAGGCAUGCUGCUCAGGCCGGACGGGAUGCCGUUCGACUUGUCUCAGUACGAACUGGAGAAGGAAGAGGAUCCUACUUCAUAUGUCAGUGAUGAAGAUGGGGAUGAGGAGAAGAGAAAGAGCAAGAGCGUCGAUGAGAGUGCGCGCUGGGGCAUCGAGGAUAGCUUUGCGGGUUGA